Molecule: messenger RNA, 2558 nt
Organism: Amaranthus tricolor (Joseph's coat)
Lineage: Eukaryota; Viridiplantae; Streptophyta; Magnoliopsida; Caryophyllales; Amaranthaceae
Product: alkaline/neutral invertase A, mitochondrial
Exons: 6
Coding region: 264-2261 (665 amino acids)
Biological process (GO): sucrose catabolic process
Cellular component (GO): mitochondrion
Molecular function (GO): endo-alpha-N-acetylgalactosaminidase activity; sucrose alpha-glucosidase activity
Source: RefSeq, a predicted model, not a curated record
AAUCCAUUUCUUCCCUAAAUCAAGAAUUGUAGGCUUGAAUAGCCUCCACCUUAAUAGGAAGAGGGAAAAAAACUGUAACCUAGCUUCAAAAUCCUUAAAUUUUCAAAUACCCAACAAACUUUUGUUCUUUAUCUUGGAUUGCAGAUAUUUUUCCCUGUAAUUCCUACUAUAUUUCACCUGGUUGAUUAAUUUGUUCAAAAUAUCUUAGUUCAUCAUAUGCCUGAAAUUUUUUCUGCACAUUGUAGUUAAUACAAUCCCUUGCUAUGAUUCCAAGUCAUUAUUUUUUGUUUGGGAAGAUGAAACCUUGUAGUAAAUUCCUCUCAACAUGUAGAAAUUUAACAAAUUUUUCUCGCCAACCUCAAAUUUGCCCACUUCUACCAAUUGAAAAUCUAUCAAAUUUUCAUUCUAGUUUGGAUCAUAUUCGAAUUAUUCAUAGCUGCCCAUUUCAAUUAAUUGGGUUUAGAUGCAUAUUUGAUCAUACCCAGAAAAAUUCCUACUCAAAUCAAACAAGUUUCGGGCAAUCUAGGGUUAGAUUUGGUAGAAAUGAUUUUUUGGUUGGAUGUAUUGCUUCUGGUUUAAGGAAUUGUUCUUCAAAAGUUAAUCCUGAGAUAAAUGAUAAGAACUUUGAUAAUGUUUAUCUUCAAGAAGGGGUGGAUGUUAAGCCAUUGGUGGCUGAGGAAACAGUUAUAGAAGGAAAGCAUUUAAGAGAAGAAAAAGGGGAAGCUUUUGGAAAAUUUGGCGAUGGUGAAAAGAAAAGAGAUUUAAGGGUUGAAUAUGGAGAAAGAGAAGAGUCUGAGAUUGAGAAAGAAGCAUGGAGGUUACUUAGAAACUCGGUUGUCACUUAUUGUAACAAUCCAGUAGGGACAGUGGCUGCAAAUGAUCCAAAUGAUAAGUUACCACUUAACUAUGAUCAGGUGUUUGUUCGAGAUUUCAUCCCCUCUGCGCUUGCUUUCUUGAUGAAGGGAGAAGGGGAGAUUGUUAAGAACUUUCUACUCUAUAAUUUACAGUUACAGAGCUGGGAGAAAACAGUGGAUUGUUACAGCCCUGGACAAGGAUUAAUGCCAGCUAGCUUCAAAGUUAGAACUGUGCCUCUUGACGGAGAUAAUGGGAAAUUUGAAGAGGUUUUAGAUCCCGAUUUUGGUGAAUCUGCUAUUGGUCGGGUCGCACCAGUUGAUUCUGGAUUAUGGUGGAUUAUCCUACUUAGUGCAUACGGAAAGCUCACUGGUGAUUUCACUCUGCAAGAGAGGGUGGACGUUCAGACUGGUAUUAGGUUGAUCUUAAAUUUGUGUUUAAGUGAUGGGUUUGAUAUGUUUCCUACCCUUCUGGUAACCGAUGGUUCCUGCAUGAUAGAUCGACGCAUGGGUAUCCAUGGGCAUCCCCUUGAGAUUCAAGCACUUUUUUACUCGGCUCUGCGCUGUUCCCGUGAGAUGCUUUCUGAAGAUGAAGGAAAUAAAAGUCUUAUCAGGGCCAUCAAUAACAGGCUGAGCGCACUUUCUUUUCAUAUUCGAGAGUAUUAUUGGGUUGACAUGAAAAAGAUCAAUGAAAUCUACCGAUACAAAACAGAAGAAUAUUCCAUAAAUGCUAUUAACAAGUUCAACAUCUAUCCUGAACAAAUCCCUCACUGGCUGAUGGAUUGGAUUCCUAGUGAAGGUGGUUAUAUGCUGGGUAAUCUUCAGCCAGCUCACAUGGAUUUUCGGUUCUUCACACUAGGAAACCUUUGGACUAUUGUCUCUUCCUUGGGUACUCCAAAACAGAAUCAGGCAAUUUUGAAUCUCAUUGAAGCCAAAUGGGAUGAUUUUGUUGGGCAUAUGCCACUAAAAAUUUUGUAUCCUGCCGUAGAGAAUGAGGAAUGGCGUAUAAUUACAGGCAGUGAUCCUAAGAACACCCCUUGGUCAUAUCACAAUGGUGGAUCAUGGCCUACAUUAUUAUGGCAGUUCACAUUGGCAUGUAUCAAAAUGGGUCGGACAGAUUUAGCAGAGAAAGCAGUUGAUAUGGCAGAGACGCGGCUUCCUGCAGAUCGGUGGCCUGAAUAUUAUGAUACUCGCCAGGGAAAGUUUAUUGGGAAGCAAGCGCGGCUUUACCAAACAUGGACAAUUGCUGGCUUCCUCACUUCAAGAAUGCUGCUACGGAAACCACAUAUGGCAUCCUUGCUGUACUGGGAUGAAGACUAUGAUCUUCUGGAGAUAUGUGUUUGUGCACUGACUAAAAGCGGUCGCAAAAAGUGCUCUCGUCAUGCUGCAAGGUCUCACAUUCUUAUAUAAGAUGUUUGAAGGUAGAUGCCUUUGAAAUACGACACUCUAUAGUCUAUAGUGUAUUAUCUUUAAGCUAAGAAAAUGGGGGACAUGUUUUAGUUGGUCCCUUAGCUUACAAAUUGUUACAUCACUUCUGUUGCUUCUUCAGUUGGUAUGGAAAUUGGUGCUUCUUACCAAUUUUUAGGAAGCUCUUGACCAAUUGUUUGUAUAUAUGUGUAUUUUGUAUUGUGCCUAUAUUAUUUUUUACUGAUCUCUUUGGAAUUAACUACAGAGAAAAUAGAUAGGAAAAAAUUGUUGGAUUACUAA